CGGGUUGUUUGUAGUGUUGCGCCCUUUACAUGACGUCAGAUGCUUGUUCUCGGCUCUGCGGCUUGCCGUAGGAGUCUUAUCAGGGGAAGCAAAAUGUCUGCGAGACUGAUGGCGCUGCCGCUCGCCGGCUCCGGGCUGAUGGGGGUGAUGGUCGGGACUGUGUUCGCUGCCGGGGAAGGGAAGAGUAAAAGCUCAGGGACACUUUUCAGGAUCGAUGAGUUGCCAUCUUUGUAUACUACGCCAGAGCCACAGUCCAGAUACACUGACCCCGAGCCAGGCCAGCUGGAGCACGGUGUUGCAGCCCUGAGAGAAAUGGUGGAGCCGUACACCAGCCAGCUCCAGAAAACCAGUCUUUCUGCCAGGGGGAAAGUGGAGGAGGUUUAUAAAACAGUGGAGCCCACCGUGAAUGGUACCAUCAGGACAGUCAAAGAUGUAUACCAGUAUCUGAGCGACCCACCCCCUGAGCUCUACCCCAGUGUAGGAGUGGUCGGAUUCUCUGGCUUCCUGGGGCUCUUCCUGGCCAAAGGUUCCAAGGUGAAGCGGCUGGUGUUUCCAGUCAGCUUGAUGGCUUUGACUGCAUCCAUGUUCUAUCCUCAACAGGCUGCUAACCUAUUCAAGGGGAGCAGGGACUCUGUGCUGGGCUGGGGGCGGCAGGGGCGGACCACCCUGGAGGAGCUCUGGAAGGAGCCCCCCUUCCUGAAGAAGAAGACGGAGAAGAAGGAGAAGCCAAUUGAGGAGAAGGACGCCCCAUCCAGCUGAGGGGGACAUGCACAAACACAUACACACACACGCGCCAAUAUUGGUGCACACACACAGACACAGACACACACACACGCCUGAUGGAACUGUCCUUAAUUUUAGUGAUUUCAUGUCUCACUCAAACAAGUGUUUGGGAAUGUUAAUAAUAAUAUAUUCGCCAAAUCUUGGCAGGCUGCUUGUGUCCGCCGUAGGGAAAUUAGAGGGACGGUAGCUGUUGCUGAUGUGUCGUUUGUCUUUGAGUUGAAACACAUUUCUUGGUGAUGUUAUUCCCAUCACUGCCAUGUUGCACUAACCCCCGCACCCUUUUUUGUCAUGUUUUUGUUGUGGGAAUGCCACUAUUGAUGCAUCACCAUGAGACCGUACACAGUAGAGGACGGGCCGACUGCCCGCGCCUCCGCUGGUUGCAUUACGUUGAAUGUAAACUAAGUUAAAGUCUGUGUAAUUAUCUGUUAAUCUAUUAUGAGGACAUAUAUGGCCUACUACAGCCCCCCCUCCCACUCCCCAAAUACACUGUUGCCAAAUCAUG
Molecule: messenger RNA, 1285 nt
Organism: Gadus morhua (Atlantic cod)
Lineage: Eukaryota; Metazoa; Chordata; Actinopteri; Gadiformes; Gadidae
Gene: apoob
Product: apolipoprotein O, b
Exons: 9
Coding region: 40-759 (239 amino acids)
Biological process (GO): cristae formation
Cellular component (GO): MICOS complex
Source: RefSeq, a predicted model, not a curated record